Messenger RNA from Ceratitis capitata (Mediterranean fruit fly), 635 nucleotides. Its product is annotated as cytochrome c oxidase subunit 6B2-like. Bases 120 to 377 code for a protein of 85 amino acids. Gene Ontology annotation, cellular component: respiratory chain complex IV; mitochondrion. The record is from RefSeq and is a predicted model, not a curated record. NCBI's taxonomy places the organism in Eukaryota, Metazoa, Arthropoda, Insecta, Diptera, Tephritidae. The transcript has 2 exons.
AAAAUCUCAACCAGCCGCAUUGGAUCGUGACAUUUGGUCAUUGCUCUAUAAAAAAAUAAAUUUUAUCAUCUCUUUCGGAGACAUAAAGUAUCAUAUAUUAAAUAAAAAAUAAAUUUCCCAUGUCCAAAAAAGGCAAAGAAAAAACCAUGACGUACAAAUUGGAAACUGCGCCCUUCGAUCCACGUUUCCCCAACCAGAACGUGACUCGUUAUUGCUAUCAAUCAUACAUUGAUUACCAUCGCUGUCAGAAGAUACGCGGUGAAAAGUACGAACCAUGUAACUACUUCAAGAAAGUCUUCUCAUCCAUGUGCCCCAACGCCUGGGUGGAAAGAUGGAAUGACCAACGUGAAUCUGGCACUUUCCCUGGUAGAAUUUAAACUGAUUGGUGCAGGGCAUUUCGAGUGGGAUCGAUAACAUCAGCACACAACGCUCAACGCUGAGGAGGCGAUACUGACCAAAAACUACCAACUAUAACAAAAUACACUCCCACAUCUAUAUAAUUAUGUAUUAUUUACGUAGAAAGUUGUUUCAAUACGCGAAGGGAAUAGUACUGACUAUGUGAAAGUAAAAUUAUAUUAUUGAAACAAAAUGAGUUAUGUAAUGAUAAAUAAAUGGAUAUAGAUAACAUAUAACUU